Molecule: messenger RNA, 648 nt
Organism: Paramuricea clavata
Lineage: Eukaryota; Metazoa; Cnidaria; Anthozoa; Malacalcyonacea; Plexauridae
Source: the annotation of a GenBank genome assembly
AUGAAAUUGGAAAAAUGUUUAAAGGAUUAUGAUGCUAACUCAAAUCAAUCACCUAUUGUUAUACCCCAAGUGCCUAUUGUCUUUCCACAACCGCCUAUUGUUCCACCUCAAGCGCCUAUUACUCCCUCGUUGCAAGUUAACAAAAGGAAUCAAGAUCAAACCCCCGAAUUGCAAAUAUCAGGUCAUGCCAAUCAAGAGUUCCUGAAUAAAUUACCGCUGUGUGAUACUCAACGUUUUAAUUGUAAACAAGUAAAUAACCUAAAUGAAACAUCAUUAUUACCGCAGCACGUUAUGACUCCGCGCCAAUCUUUGGAAUCAAAUAGUCCCCUUUUAUCCAACAGAUCGAAGAAAUUUUUAGGAAAAAUUCCAAAUGGUCACAGACACGGUUUAAAUCAAUCUAAAACCUCAAAUCUGGAAACAUUAUUACCGCAGCACGUUAUGUCUCCGAAUAGUCACAAACACGGUAUAUAUCAAUCUAAAACCUCAAGUCUAAGAGAUUUUACUCAACCUCAACGUAAAAUUGCUCCUUUUCGAAAGAGCCCUGCCAAUUAUCGACCCCCGCGUAUUGUCUUGGAAAAACAAUCUAUGGAAUGGGCAGUUUAUCUACAAUUUGUGAGUCAAAUGACUCACAAAUCAACACUAGUAUAG